AGUGCGCUUGCGCAGACGGCUGUGCGGAGGGAUACGCUUCAGCUCAGAUUCGGUUAUCCAGCGCUCCCUCUGAGGCCGGCGGCGAUGUCAUCAAGGAACGAGGCGGUGAGGCGGUCUGAGGAAGCUUCGGGUGAAGAACGGCAGGAAAUGGAUGACACCGUAAUCAGUCCUGAAAAGGCUGAGGAAGCAAAAUUGAAGUUAAAAUAUCCAAAGUUGGGACAAAAACCUGGUGGAUCAGAGUUUUUGAGGAAACGUCUGCAGAAGGAUCCGAAGUACUUUGAUUCAGGAGAUUACAACAUGGCUAAAGCUAAAAUCAAGAACAAGCAGCUGCCAAACAGUGGAGCAGACAAGAACCAAGUGACUGGGGAACACAUUCCCACUCCACAAGAUCUCCCUCAGAGAAAACCUUCCCUUGUUGCUAGCAAACUGGCUGUCUGAGACCUCAUGAGGAAUGCAUAAAACUCUUGUCAUUCCUUUUUCUUGCUAUUAAUUCCUGUGUUUUAGCUUUUUUCCUUGUUCCAUUACAUCAUGACUGACAGCUUAGCAGAUAACUACAGUGCCAAGUUGUUGCUGCAAGAAAGUCCUUCAAAUUCAGACUGAGGACCAGCCUGAGAUUUCAUAAACUAUAAACCAUGCACUGAUGAAUAGGACUUCGGUGUUAAAAGUAGGAAGUAGUCAAUUACAACACUGAGGCAGAAAUGUACAUAUGGUAACUUCAGUAGAAGCACUCCCAUUAAGUAUUUUACAUUUUUACUGUUUCUGGUUUCUCAUUAAUUAGUAUAAUGUGAGUUUCUAAUCUAGAUUGAGUUAGAUAAACCUCUGUUUCUCUUUUUUCAUGCUCUUGUGUAAUGCUGAUUAUAAUAUUGCAAGUAAACUGUCCUUGUAGAUGUUAACACUAAAAUGGAAAUGGCAUAUUUGAAAACCAGGACAGCUGUCCAUUUCUCAGCUAAUCUUGAGGAACUUAAGAGCUUUAAACCUAUUUAAAUGUCUGUAAAUUGGACAAUAUUUGUCCUCUGAUUUGCCCUCUUGGAUGUAUUUCAGUUCAUCAUUACUGUGCCUCUAGCAGUUCCAAAUGGUAUUGACUCAAGAUUGAUAGGUUAGGGAUGUCAUAUAUUCAAGGUGAUUGAAAUGUGCAUGAGCAUAGACUGUGCAGUCACUUUGUGCCAUUGUUUUGUAAAUAAAAUAGUUUUGGACAAUAA
Rhincodon typus (whale shark) is the source of this 1199-nucleotide messenger RNA. It is a transcript of the gene arpp19a, whose product is annotated as cAMP-regulated phosphoprotein 19a. Gene Ontology annotation, cellular component: cytoplasm. The transcript is spliced from 3 exons. NCBI's taxonomy places the organism in Eukaryota, Metazoa, Chordata, Chondrichthyes, Orectolobiformes, Rhincodontidae. The record is from RefSeq and is a predicted model, not a curated record. Gene Ontology annotation, molecular function: protein phosphatase inhibitor activity. Bases 85 to 438 code for a protein of 117 amino acids.